CUCAAAGAUUCCUGAGGUUAAAACAUUGCAGGCAGUUUGCUGACAGCGACGAUCUCAGCGGGUAGCAUCGGAACCGAACCGGCAGCUCCAGUCCGGUUUGUUGUUGACGUGUGUGUUAAAUCAGAGGAGGGGAGGGAAGCGCUGCCUCUGGAUCUACUCAGCAACGCAUCUGCGCAGACAGACAAAUAGGCUGAAGAAGAAGAAAGAGGAGGAUUCCCGCUGCGGUGUUUACCAAUAUGCCGUUUCCCGUUAACGGCAUCCUUUCAGCGCUCGCGCUACUGCUGCUGCUGUGGCGCGCGGAGGAGCUCGCGGAGGCGUGCAGCUGCGCUCCGGUCCAUCCGCAACAGGCGUUCUGCAACGCCGAUGUAGUGAUCCGUGCUAAGGUGGUCGGGGUAAGAGAGGUGGAUUCUGGGAAUGAUAUCUAUGGAAAUCCCAUCAAGAGGAUCCAGUAUGAUGUCAAACAAAUAAAGAUGUUUAAAGGACCUGACCAGGACAUUGAGGCGGUUUUCACUGCACCAGUUUCUGCUGUCUGUGGUGUUACCCUUGAUGCCACUGGGAAGAAGGAGUACCUAAUCUCAGGCAAGGCCGAGACAGGCGGACGCAUGCACGUGACCCUCUGUGAUUACAUCAUGCUCUGGGACUCCUUGAGCGCCACCCAGAAAAAGAGCCUCAGCCAGCGCUACCAGAUGGGCUGUGACUGCAAGAUUGUGCGCUGUCCUUCCCUCCCCUGUGAGAUCUCUGCUCCAGAGGAGUGUCUGUGGACAGACCUGAUGAUUGAGAAGCAGGUCCACGGACGCCAGGCUAACCACUAUGCCUGCGUCAAGAGAGCGGAUGGCUCCUGCUCUUGGUACCGUGGGGUAGCGCCACCUAAGAAGGAGUUUAUUGAUGCAGAGGACCCUUAAGUCAGCAAUCUGACAGAGAAAAAAAAACGGAAACAAGGCAAUUGAAAUUGAAAAAUAACAUUAGGCUAUUUAAAAACGUUAAGCUAUAGUAAUAGAAAUUAGCUGCUGUUCUGAAAAUAACUUUAAGCCUCUUGUUGAUGUGACCACUUUAUUUCUAAAGUUUCCCAUGAUUAAAACGUGCAGAGGUUGUCCUUGGAUGCAGCAUCUUCAUGAAAAAAGUAAAUGGCACCAUCAGAUUAAAGGCUGUGUUGGAAAUGUUCACUCCCUCUUUAUAAAAGGUUCGCUUUCAAGUGUAUUUACAGCUUUUUAUCUCAUAAAUGAACCUCAGUAAGAUAUAGCUGCCCAAAUAUGAAGUAAUGCCCUUAUUUUUUUACUGUUUUAGACAAAAACAUAAUGGAAAUUAGGAUUAUCUGACUUAUUUACCAAAUUACAUUCUUGUACUGAAAUCAGAGUACCCAUUAAAAGGCAAUUUCUAUAUUCCUCAAUUCCAAAUAUUACCCUUAAAAGCAGUUUAGCAUGUCAUAGAAAAAAGUCAUUUUGUGAGAUAACGAAUGUUUAGACUUAAUAACUUAUAUUUCAGCACAAAUUUAAGACUCUAAAUCUGCAGAUGAUUUCUAGGGCAAAUAACUGCUAAGUUAGCAGUAAGUGAUGUUAACUCUAAUGGCAAAUUAUUUGCUAUUUGUUUCCUCAGUUUUUUAAAUGAAAUUACUUCAUGAAAUUCCAAAAACUCAACAAAAUUAGAGUCAGCGUGCUAUUUUACAUUCAAAGCGAUAGCUAGCUGUGCCUAAUGUUAACAGUUACCAUCCUAGCGAUAGCAGCUAGCACUAGAUUACAAUCUAAUAUCUAAUUUUAACGCUAAAUGCUUAACAUUAACUUUGGUUUUAUUUCAAAAGAAAAGGGUUAAUGAUACUCUAGAAAUAAACUUUUAAAAGUUACCAAUGUUGUUUUUUCUUAAAUCCUGCUAACAUUUGAGAUUAUAAUGCUAAUGUUCACAGCUAACUUACUCUGUUAGGUAAAACCUUAGUUGCUAACUACUAAUUUUUCCUAUUGGAGUGUAAUUCCCUGUAUUUUGCUUUACAAAAUGGCUGAAAUGCUUAUAGUGAACCUUAGAAAGAAAAGAGUGGACAAUUUGAACACAAGGAUAGACUGGUGGAAUGAUGGUGCAACUUCCUCCUGAGGCUGGCGUUAGGAGGCAAUCAAUUCUUGCUGAGAUGGAGCUCUCCCUGUCCCAAAAAAUAGCUCUUAAUCAGGGCAGCAGUGCCCUAUGAGUCAUUGUUUGCUCUCUCAGACCAUCAUUUACUCUCCAUUUUGUUUCUAAUUUUAUUACCUCAUUCUGUAUUUUAUUCCAAAGCAAAUUUCAAGUUGCCUUUCUUGAUUUUAAGAUCUAAAUGUCUCAUUAACACUUUUCUCAUUUUCUCACUGUAACUGGUGACUUUAGACACCCAGAACAUGCUUCCUUUAAACAGAAAAUGUAGUUUAGGAUUACCCAUCUAAAUUAAAGUUAAACUUUCUUUCUUUCUUUCUUUCUUUCUUUCUUUCUUUCUUUCUUUCUUUCUUUCUUUCUUUCU
Cyprinodon variegatus (sheepshead minnow) is the source of this 2470-nucleotide messenger RNA. It is a transcript of the gene timp2a, whose product is annotated as TIMP metallopeptidase inhibitor 2. Gene Ontology annotation, biological process: negative regulation of membrane protein ectodomain proteolysis; negative regulation of endopeptidase activity. Bases 237 to 902 code for a protein of 221 amino acids. Lineage: Eukaryota; Metazoa; Chordata; Actinopteri; Cyprinodontiformes; Cyprinodontidae. The record is from RefSeq and is a predicted model, not a curated record. The transcript has 5 exons. Gene Ontology annotation, molecular function: metalloendopeptidase inhibitor activity; protease binding. Gene Ontology annotation, cellular component: extracellular matrix.